AUGUGCUCGCCGCCGCCGCCUCCGGACGCCGGCGACCCAGCGUCGCAGCCAAUCUUCACCGAAGAGAUCCUAGGUGAGAUCUUCCUCCGCCUCGACACGGCGGCCGACCUCGCCCGCGCGUCCGCCGCCUGCACCGCCUUCCUCCGCGUCGUCCGCUUCCUCCGCCGCAACCGAUCCCUCUACCGCCAGCCCGUCAUUGGAUUCCUCGAGUGUGCAGGUCGCACUCCCUUCCACACUCUCUCCUUCUACCAUGCCCAGCCGCCGCACCGCUCCGCCUCCUCCGCUCGCGGCCUCGCGGAGGCCGCUGAUUUCACCUGCUCCUUUGUCCCCGACCCCGGCUCCUGGCUGCUCCACGACGCCACCGGUGGCCGCCUGCUCCUGUGCUCGGAUUCCUCCGACAAUACGACCGACUUCAAGGACCUCGUGGUGUGCGACCCCUUACAGCGCCGGUAUGUCCAGAUUCCCUCUGUCCCUGUCGACCUAACAGCCGCGACCAGUCAAUGGCGUCGAGUCACAUUCGAUGGAUGGAAAAUGAAUGGAUAUAUUACUUUCGUGCUCACAUCUUGCUGCUACCACCCGCACAUAAGCGUCUACAAGACAUCUAGGUUGUUCAGUGAGGUACUCAUGCUGGACACUCACAAGAUGGAAUUCUCCGUGGUGCGCACCCCUGUCCUCCGCUUCAGACAGCAUGCCAUUAUUGAGGCAGGGGAAGGGAGGCUUGGUUUCUUAACCAUUGGUGAUGGCAUGCUAGACCUCUACUGUAAGGCUUGGCAAGACAAUGGUGUUAGUGCGGAAGAGUGGCAGCAUGAAAAGACAAUCCCAAUCCCCUUGCCCGACUCUGACAGGUAUUCCAUCAGCUUCUGUGGUACAGGCGAUGGCUACUUACUCAUUCAAGCUAUUCCACCAGACUCAGCUGAGCUCGAGCAUAUGCCUGAGAUACACUAUUUCACGCUACACCUCAAAACAUUAAUGGUGGAGAGAUUGUGCAUGUUGAAUAAACGCGUUUAUUUUGCUCAUCUUUAUGCAAACUUCCUACCACCGUUGUCGCUGCCAAGUGUAUGA
Messenger RNA from Miscanthus lutarioriparius, 1062 nucleotides. NCBI's taxonomy places the organism in Eukaryota, Viridiplantae, Streptophyta, Magnoliopsida, Poales, Poaceae. The record is from the annotation of a GenBank genome assembly.